Molecule: messenger RNA, 1988 nt
Organism: Mugil cephalus (flathead mullet)
Lineage: Eukaryota; Metazoa; Chordata; Actinopteri; Mugiliformes; Mugilidae
Product: leucine-rich repeat-containing protein 19-like
Exons: 7
Coding region: 68-1108 (346 amino acids)
Biological process (GO): positive regulation of non-canonical NF-kappaB signal transduction; interleukin-8 production
Cellular component (GO): plasma membrane
Molecular function (GO): signaling receptor activity; protein binding
Source: RefSeq, a predicted model, not a curated record
UGAGCUGACUGUGUGUGGGUGACAGGUGAAUGGAAGAUCAUCUUAGUGCGUGCAGCAGAACAGGAUAAUGGAAAAGUACCGGCUACCUCUUCUCCUGCUGUGGCUGACUACAGUAUUUGUAAUGAAUGUAAUAAAUGCUGCAGAGGGUGUUGAAGAAGAUGAACAGCUAAAAAACUUGACCAACAAGGUUCUAGAAGAGAUCCCUUUUAAUGAAAAUUCCACCACUGUAAAAAUACUGGUGAUUAAGGGGAACCUUAUCAGUCUGAGUGAUAAAGACGGACUAGCCCUAACCAGCUAUCCCACACUCGUUGAACUCUACUUGGAUAGUAACCAGGUGACGGUUAUACCAGCCAACUACUUUUCCGUGCUACCAAAACUCAGAGUGCUGUCUCUCGCCAGAAACAACAUCAGCAGCCUGGACCCUGAGGCUUUCUCUGGCCUAAAUGAUUUAACAGCGCUGGACCUUUCCUGCAACCUGCUGACAAGUCUCCCCGCACAGACAUUUAAAGGGCUAAAGAGUCUCAAGACGCUGAACCUACGUGGAAAUCCUUGGAACUGUUCCUGUGCUCUUCUGAGACCCAUUGGAGAGAUAAACGCAGCAAAUGUUACCAUUGAGGAACCAACAGUCAAGUGUGCAUCUCCAGCAGAGCAGGCAGGAAAAAGUCUUCUAGAGGCUACGGCCCUGUGCUCAUCAUCACCUACAUCCACACAACAGCCUUCAAUCCCAGGCCACUCUCAGACCUCAUCUACUGUGCUGAUGACAACAUUGUCAUCAAGUCAGAACAACAGCCUCAAUAAAGACCAAACACCUAUACUCGGCAACACAUGGAAGUUCACAUCCAGCAUCAUAGCCUUGGGACUAACCACCUCCAUGCUCAUUUUAUGCGCCAUCAAGGGCCCUUCCUGGUACAAGCUCUUCCACAACUAUCGACAUCGGCUGCUGAGAGAAGACGAGAGGGAGGACGGCACCGUGCCAUCGUUUUUUUCAGAGGCAGGAGCAUACCCGGCUCAUCAGACAUUCACCUUCACGCAGAACAGACAGACAGAGGAGGAAGACGUGGAUCAGGACGGCUACUUUGAGGAUUCGUAUAUCAAGAGUGAAGAGUAACAUUCAGGAGAAGCGAUUCUAGUGAAACCACAAAGAAGAAAAAUACAACAGUUCAAGAACCAGGGACAAAACCAAGAGGGCUCUCAACCAAAAAGGAAAAUCUGUCACCUGUGUUCUGUGAAGGGACGUCACAGAGGGUCUCUUGUGUGGUACAAUGGAAUAUUAGAUAGGAUAUGUAUAAUAUAUGUCACAUUAGGUGAAUAACAUGAUUAAAUUAACCAGCAAAUUAUUGUCCUACCACUGUAAGAUUGUUGUAAGUUUUUUUUUUAUCAAGUAAUUCUUUUUUCACUAUUUCUAAUUAUCUUCACACAAAAUUCCAAAAAAAAAAAAAAAAAACAUGGAAGGAACAAAAUGAUAAAAUAACAUGACUUACUUUGCUAUAGAUAAGUGCACUGAUGUGAGUCUUUACUCAGCAGAUCCACACUGGUUUGCAUGGCACUACUAAGAAGACCCAGAUCACUGCGUAUGAAAGAGUUUUCCCUUGAGUGACUACUUAAAGCGAUGAGUUAUAAAUUACUAUCAACAAAAAGGCAGGAACAGAUCUAGUAAAUAUAAACAGUACAAGAUUUAAAAUACUUGAUGCAUCUUUAAGGCGUACCAUUGAAAAUAAUCGCAACUUUUGUUAAGAAUACUUUUACUCGUGUGACAGAAAGUUCUUCAGACCACUUAGUUUGUAACAGUAUCAAGGACACUGAUAUUCCUUUUCUUAGUGGACACAGCUGUUGCUUAUUGUUUAAGUUUACAUUCUGUUAUUAUUUUUAUUUUUUUUUACAUUAUUAAUUGGUUCUUGUUGCUUAUUAAUAACUUAUAAUUAUGUUGACAACAUAUCCCUGAAACCAGGGGCUCUGCUUUACAUUGUCAUUUUUAAAACCUUUUGAAA